UCUUGUAGGCACUUGAAACUGGAUUUUAUUGAGUAAAGGUUUCAUUUUCCAUAAUUUUUAUGCUAAAAUGCUUGCAGCUAGAACUGUGCGUAAAUUUCAGAAAUCUUUUGGAUUUUUGUCUAUACUGCAAGGACAAACAUGCAAGAAAUGUUUCUCUACAACAAAUACAAGCUUGAAUGACAAGGUCUAUGAGUUAAGAACAUACUCCAUUCAUCCUAAAGAUAUGAAACAGUUUAUGGAACUUAGUAACCAAUUUAUGGGCAUUAGAAUGAAACACUCAAAGCUGAUUGGCUACUGGCUCAGUGAAAUAGGCGGGAUCAAUGAUGUUGUACACAUAUGGGAGUAUGAUAGUCUUGGUCACAGAGCAAAAGUGAGACAGGCUUUGGCCGGAGAUCCUGAGUGGGUUGGGAAUUAUUUUAGCAAAAUAUUACCAUGGAUGCAUAGGCAAGAAAACAGUCUCAUGAAAAGUCUUCCAGGAAUACCUGUACUAGAGUCUCCAUCAAAUGGUGUAUAUGAAAGUCAAGCUUUUGUCAGCACCAAGGGUAAAGAUGAGACAGCCUCUGUUGUGAAAAAUAUACAAAGAUCGUCUGCUACAUUGUUAGGAAGCUGGUAUUGCAUUUUGGGAUAUGAAUCAAUUGGUUUGAUGCUGUGGCAUCAUCCAGACGUUGACAAUGUUGUAGCCACAUCGGAAAAAUCACUCAAAGAUAGCGGUGUGACAGUGGUACAUUCUCGUCUCCUGUUACCCACACCAUGGUCACCUUUGAAAUAAAGAAUCUCCUCUACAUAUAAGAUGAACAAAUUGUUUCAGUUAGUAAUCUGUUACAAGUGCCACAAACAGUGAAAGUGUAUAUAUAUUUCAUUCAUUUAGAUGGAAUUUUAGUCAUAUUUUUUUCUUAUUGUUCGGUAGAUGCCAGUUACUGUUGAUAUAUGUAGUGUUUAAUAAAGCUGUACAUAGAAAUAAAGAUUUAAGUGAUAGAUUUUUCGGGUAUAAUAGACAUUCCAAAAGACUACAAGUAUUCACUUAUGAAUUUGAAAAUGACUCUUUUGAAGAAUUGUUGAGUUUCUUAAAAAUAUAAAUAUAUAUAAAUGUCAAGAUUAUCCAAUGAAAAUAGAUGUUACAAAUGUGCUGUAUUACAAUAUAUAUGAUUAAUGAAUAUCACAUGCUUAUUACUAGUAUCAUGAUAUUACACUUUAGGGUUGUUCUCUUACAAUGUACACUUGAGAGGUUAAUAUAACAAGUUCACUUAUUUAUUAACCUAGAUAAAACAAGAGUGUUAUUGCAAAUGGUUGUAUUGACUAUCAUAUAUACAUGUAUAUCACAGUUGUUAUAUGUAUCUAGCAGCUGCUCAAAGGUAUUAUUACAUGUAUUAUGUUUUUUUAUUACUAAAGAAUCAGUAAGUAUU
This is a messenger RNA of Ruditapes philippinarum (Manila clam), 1403 nucleotides long. Its product is annotated as protein NipSnap homolog 3A-like. Bases 68 to 769 code for a protein of 233 amino acids. Lineage: Eukaryota; Metazoa; Mollusca; Bivalvia; Venerida; Veneridae. The transcript has 6 exons. The record is from RefSeq and is a predicted model, not a curated record. Gene Ontology annotation, cellular component: mitochondrion.